ACCACAUUAGAGAGACUCCUCAAUGCCUCCAACAAUAAUGAACUCCCCUCCUCCGUCAUGUCCCUGUUGACUACACAGUUUGUACAUUACCUUCUCAUAGUAAGCACUCAUUCUUGGUUGGUAAACAAGUAGGAUUGAACCAGCUACGCUCAUCAUGUUUUCUGUAGUUUGGUAAGACCAGUAAUGUGAUCUCCCGAGGCAUUUUCUGGUAGUAUCCUUGCCAGUGCAGAAGUUUUGACAUCGUUAGGUUUGUGUACCAUCAAUCUCUACGACUAGAAAGCAUUUUUCAGACUAAUAUAAAGUACUAUCCUCGCAUGCUGCAUAUCAUCUCUCCCAAGGUUUGACUUACCGACCAAGAUUUCUUUGGUUCUACUAACAAAAACCAGCAAGAAAAAUCAUGCAACUAAUGUAAAAUUUGUAGGAGCUCGAUCCACGAAAUUGAGCGCAAUGACCGCUAACACAUAAGAUUAGUCUCACAGUUGUAGUAAGUAGAUCUUGUCGAAAAGUUGGAGCCCUAAGGAAAAGGCAUUUAGCCAAGGGGAGUGGAGCAAUGGGUACUAUGUAUAAGAAUAGCUUCUCCUUUAUAUGUACAUGCACCGUCUAUUACGCUACAUGCAAUCACUACCGCUCACACUAACUAAUUGAGUAACGACAACUUCUCUACUACGUAAGCAUAAAGGCUACCGAUGUUGGUAAAUUUACAUAUUGGAUUUUUGAAGUUCAACAACCAUUAUAUUUUUCAACUUCGUUUCUGGUAUAGCUUAGACUCUAGGAAAUAUUUCCCCGAAAUCCCCAGGUAACACGUGUUCCCAGGCGGGCACGUGCUUCUGUCCGAAAGGGGAGGAGCCAGUGGAAUUGAAGGAUGAAGCACGAGUUAUGGCGCUUUUGCUUUUCGAGUAAUUUAUUUUCAGAUUCAGAGAUUGAGUCAUUUGUUAACCCAACUAAAAUAGGUUCUACCGUACAGUUGAUAACUGUACAAUGGGUAGUACAACGUGAUCAUACUUUAAGCAAAUGCUAAACUAUUACUGCCUGUAAUUUUCAGAUUCAGAAGAUGUCUCUCAUAUAUCUUAUUGCAAUUUCGAAUCUUCAGAUGUGCUGGAGGUAGAUUUGAAUUUUCUCGCAAUACUGAAUUUCGAAUUUUCAGACCUGAUCUACCGGUAGAUCAAGCUCUCUUCUUUGUUUUCGACCCUAGCAUGGAAAUUGAAGCAUUUUCUUCUAAUCACGCCAAUGCAGCAGAGGAUGCAGGAGAUGGUACCGUUAGGAGAGUGAAGCCGCCACACGUUUUCUCCAAUGGGGCUUCCUAUAGCGGUGAGUGGGUGUCAGAAAAGAGGGACGGACACGGAACACAGAAUUGGCCAGACGGAGCUGUUUACGAAGGUAUUGUGAGCCAAAGCGUGAAAAUUAGAGUAACAUGUAGUUGGAUUUUUCGAAUGAACUAGGCUUUCAAGUAGCUUUCCAUCGACAUGACCUUUAUCUUCAUCUUCCUUGUCACCAACAUGUUGUAGAUCAUUCUCCCUCCCGAACUACAUUUAUAUCGUCAUUUGAUGGUGGUCACGCUGUAACCCUUUGUCUCCAUGAUGAUUACCAGGUCAAUGGAAGGAUGACAAGGCACAUGGUUUCGGCAAAUUUAUUCAUACAGACGGCGACAUAUAUGAAGGCCAGUGGGUCAAGGACAAGGCGCAAGGCGAAGGAACCUACUACCACGAGGACGGUUCCAAAUAUCAAGGACAAUGGUAAUUUAGAAAUGUUUGUCAUUCUCUCUUCUGACAGAAAUGAUAAUUUCUUGUUUUAUUUUCAUCCAGUGUCUAACAGAAUACUUUGUAACACUGUAAUUUAUUAUUGCUGUAGUUAGAACUCAAAAGAGACUCAGGGAAGUCGUGGGUCCAAUCCGAAUCGACUAGCGUCAUCAUCAGACGCGACAGGUCUGCUGAAACCUAGGCACCCCCUGCGUCGGACGUUGCUCAUAGUUCCUGAAGUCAACUAGGACAAUCGAUCUGGUAUACAUUUUCAUGGUAACAUUCUAGUCUGUCCCAUUGCCAUGCCUUAUGCUGUCCCCUCAUCCUAUCGAUUCUGUUCAGGUUGGAAGACAAGCAGCAUGGAUUUGGGUUAGAGAUGUGGCCAGAUGGUGCCAGAUAUGAAGGUCAAUAUGUAGGCGGAAAAAAGGAAGGCGAAGGCCGAUUCAGCUGGGACGAUGGCAGCUCAUACAAGGGGGAAUUCAAGUUCAACGAAAUUCAUGUUAUGACAAAUCAAAUUUAGAUUUCCAGAAAAUGUUUAGAGCGAGAAUACCUCUGCAAUCGCAGUAGGGAACUAAAGUGCGCAGAAAUCCCUCAUCCUUGUUCUUAACUGUACCUAAACUCCAUUACAGUCGCCCAGUGCGGGACUCACAAUCCAAUAUUCGGCUAGAUUAACUGGUAGAAGUCGCCCGGAAAAUCUUAGUGAGGCGCCUCUUCUUAAAGUCGCCCUGUGAGUGACUCACACUCCAGCAUCAGGCUAGACUAACCGCCAGGAUUUUGGGCACUUCUCAGAUGAAUCCUCUUCACCAUCCUCCUCAUCUAAUUUCCGCUUCGGAGUGUACGUGUGGGCAGACGGGCGACGAUUCGAAGGGCAAUGGGAGAAAUCAAGGAUGCACGGCUCAGGAACCUUCUCCUGGAGUGACGGGAGAGUGUACUUACAAUCCAUUAUCUGUAGACUCGUCUGGGAAAUCUUAGGCAGCUCGCCGAAUAUAUUCAAAUCAUCACCUGUGGACGUCUAUUACUUGUUCUAGAGACGUCAACUCUUUUCCGAAGGUGUGGAUGCAAAUCACAACUUGGUAAAACGUAGCUACUAUAUUUCAUCAGGUAUAAGGGCGACUACAACAAUGAUCAGAAGCAUGGAUACGGCGAGUUUACGUGGCCGGACGGCCGGAAAUAUGCUUAUGACAAGCAAGAGUGCAUCCUCACCCUCAACAUAUUCAUCCUGUUUGAGUAUCAUCUUUUCUAAAUAGAGAAAUUUUAGCUGUGCUUGAAUAGGUGCAUGUAUCAGAGCAUCAAUAACUCUCUCUUUAGGCGAUCAAUCAUCAAUUAAUAAGAGGAAAAGAAGACACUAAGACCUGAUUUACUUAGUGAUUCACGCCAAGGAUAUUAUCAACUAGUACUAGGAGCACCAAUGAGGGAACCCAUGUUAAGGAUUACAGUUUUUUUAUCGUUCGUGGCACCGGGAUAGUUGGCACCAGGAGGGGCAUGUAGCCAGUAGGUACCUCGCCGGAUAGGAAAAGACUCCAGUCAUCUAUCAGCUCUAAUCUUUGGGUCAGUGGUUCAAUGCUAAGCAGCAUGGGAAUGGUAUCUACACGAACGUUAAGGGCGAAUCCAGAGAGGGCGUCUGGGAAGAUGGGCGAAGGAUGAAGUGGCUUAGUAAUGCAUAGAGGACAGUUGUAAUAAGGAGGGAGGAAGGACAAGAAGGAGGCCUAUGCAAUAGUGUCUCUUAGAGGGUUAUGCUCAAUCAUGAUAGAGACGCACACGCAUGACAAGACAAGCUCUACUGCGCUUUUUCUCACUAUCCACUAGUACUCUUCUAAUGAGAUAGAGGUUGUGAUUGUCAUGUAGAACCGAUGGCCCAUUCCAUCUUUCAAUCGCACUCCUACUUUUACUACUACAUAGAAAGAAGAGUCGCCAAGACUUAGUAUGACAUAGACCGAUGGAUUGCAAUUGCAUGUAGUUGCUCGCAUAGGAAAUUUGCAGACAUGAAAAUCCCUGACCUUACUUUUCUCAAUCAUACUAACCAUUUUCCACAGUUUGCGCGUAGCUAGUAGUUUUAUCUCCCGGAGAUAGUUGCCUUCAUCCUUCAUUCCAAAUCCGAAUACCAAGCCUUGUGAUCAUAAGUAUGUCAUUUCUAGUUAUGCUCGACAUUAAUACCACUAUUUCUACUCAAUAAGUCAGUCUAGCAAGUAUUUGGGUACCUAAUUCAGUCUUGAUGCUGAAAGAAAUUAGAUUGAUAUCCUCGACUAUCUGACUCACUGUCUUUGUAGAAAAUUGAUGAUUGUCGCUUUCUUAAACUGUUUCUGAUGUCAUCAUACUGAAAUGAAAGAUUAUAUCUUAUCUUACUUAGCAUUCACUGUACACUGCUACCCAUGGGCUUCAGAUUGUCAUGUCACGGAUGAAAAUUCAUUCUGUCGUCGAUGCAUGUAAAUAUACGGAAGUUGCAUGUUGUAUGUAGUGUCUAUAUUCCUUCGACGACAAGAAGAAGAUUAGACUUGUGAUCAAUCCAGCCUCACGGCGGUGUGAGAU
This is a messenger RNA of Amoebophrya sp. A25, 4262 nucleotides long. Lineage: Eukaryota; Dinophyceae; Syndiniales; Amoebophryaceae. The record is from the annotation of a GenBank genome assembly.